AUGGACGUCUCCUCCACAACAAUCAACCUCGCCUUUCCGCAUGCCGUUACAUCUGUCUUUGCUCCCUCAUUCACCCUCGGCGCCAACUUCUGCAGAUGCAAUUCGCAUCACUAUCCCGCCGUCUGGCACCUGGCCGAUGCCGCCCCACUGGCGCCCUUCCGAAACAAAUGCCAAUGCCAACGCCACUAUUAUCACUGUCGCCGCCACUUGCGAAAGCGUGAAAUGUCUGUCCGGCUCCCGCACGUCUCCGUCGGCACUGGCCUAUGGGCCAGCUAUGAUAAGCUUGGCCCCCAGGGCAUGAGGGUAAGAUUUGCGCCUGGUCAGCGCGUGUCGUGGAGUCGAGUAGACGGGGGCGAUCCAGAAGUUCCUCUCACUAUCGACAUGGUGGCCAAGGAUCAUGCUCUUUGGCAGAACGGCAGCGGCGCCGUCCUCGAUAGAGCCAUCUUCCCGCCGCUGUCUUCCACGCCCUGGUGGCUAAGAGCUCUCUUCGUGAUUCUUGCUGUCGCCUUACUCCCCUGGAGGAACAAGCUCCUCAACCCAAUGUUGUGGGUGCAACUGCAGACCAUCUUCUUCGCCCACGACUUACGUCUACCAUGGCUACGCACACGUGACAUGGCUAUGGAUUGCGCAGCCGUUUGGUGGUGCACCGCCUGCUUGGGCGAAGCACUUGCACAUCCAAAGUUUCUACAUCAUCGCAAGGGCGGUAAUGACGUGGUCAUAUUGGACUGGAACGCUCGUCCUCGGAAUGAAGUGGGAGUAAUAUGUCAAGUAUACCACUAG
Messenger RNA from Cladophialophora bantiana CBS 173.52, 780 nucleotides. RefSeq lists its product as uncharacterized. The transcript has a single exon. Bases 1 to 780 code for a protein of 259 amino acids. The record is from RefSeq and is a predicted model, not a curated record. NCBI's taxonomy places the organism in Eukaryota, Fungi, Ascomycota, Eurotiomycetes, Chaetothyriales, Herpotrichiellaceae.